AUUUCGCCGUUUUAAAUCCGGCUUUGUCUCACCGUUAACAGCUUUAUUUCCGCUGCAGUUUCAUUUUAACGGAAAUCUCAGUCGGCUGCUUUUAUCUUUGUUAGCUCUGUUAGCUGUGUUAGCCAGCAGGGCUAACGGCUAGCAGACUUAGCAUCAUGUUGUGUUUCCUGUCGGAGUUUCUGAGUUUGUUCCUGUUUGUUGUGGCUGCAGCUGGACGUGAACACGGUCCAGAUGUCACCACUGUGGUCGUAUCUGAAUUUAGCGACGCCGUCUUACCCUGUUCCCUGAGCACCAAGGAGAACCUCCAAGGGAAACACUUUAACUGGAUUAAAGACAACAACGUAGAGGUUUUCUUUUACAACGCCAGCGUUUAUCCCAACAACAGCCAUCCGGGUUUUGAAAAGCUGCUCCAAGAACGAACAUUCCAUCUUCCAGAACAACUCACGCUGGGGAACGCCUCCAUAAAGAUCGAAUUCGUAAAACUUGAAGACGCCGGAAACUACACCUGCAUUAUUCCACGUCUUCAAGCGAAGGAAGAAAGAUCCACCAUCAGGCUGGUGGUUGAACCAAUCCUCAGAGAUCGAUCACUAGAAAUCCCAGGUGCUCUCGUCAAGCCUUUUGCCAGGAUCCUCGACUCCAGCGUGGAAGGGGUUCUGCUGAGGUGUGAGGUUCACGGUGCCGUGAUAAAACCGACAGUACGAUGGCUGGACGGCGAUGGAAACGUCCCACCUACGAUGGAGCUAACAGUCGAUGAAAGAGGAGGACGCUACUUCGUUUACCUCCUCAUCGCCGUGCAGAAGACCUACGACAACUACUACCGCUGUGAGGCCACUCAGGAGGAGAUCAGCCACAGGGUUUACGAUGACGUCUCGGUUCCAGAACAGAUGUUUGAAUCCUGUCCAGAUGUCUUCGUCUGGAUCGCUGUGUGGUUCUCUGGAGUUCUGAGUCUCGCUGCAGUUCUUGCUAUGGUCACUUGUACAAAGUGCAUCAUUAAACAUGCCAGGAAACGUUCCCGUUGGCCGAUUACAGAUUGGUCAUUUGAACCGGAGCUGAAACUUUAGCCUGACAUGUGUCAAAGUGCUCAGUUCUUAUCAAUAUGUACAGAGAAGUGACAAAUUAAAGGAAAACUGAAGCAGCUUGUUAAGGUGUUGGGUCACCAGAACAGCUUCAGCUCUCUUGGACAUUAAUUCUUCAAGACUCUGAACUCUACUGGAGGGAUGAACACCGUCGUUACACAAGGUAUUCCCCCAUUUGGUGUUUUCAUGAUGAUGGUGGAGACUGACAAAAAUCUUCCAAUUUCCUGGAAAGAUGACAUUUAUCUUUAAGAAGAUCUUUAUCUUUAAGAAUAAUUUUAAGAAGAGCUUUUGUUGUUGUUUGUUAAACUGGAGAUUUGUGCUUGUUGUCUGACAAUACUUUACAUUUUUACACUAGUGGCCUUUUAAAAUGUUUAUGCUCUGUGAGCUCACACUACUGCCUUUUAUGUCUGCUGAAAGACUUUUCUAUCAUUGUGUCCCCUGGUGGCUCGGAGGUCAAAACUCACUCAGUGUUUCUCACCAAAACACUGUUUGUUUGCUGGAGCUCUUACAAUUGUUUAUUUUUUUUAUUUCAUAAGGUUCUUUGCAAAUUCUAAAUUCAACUGACAUAAAGUUCUUUUUAAAUGUUCGAUUAAGUUGUUUUUUUCUAUCCAAUAAAGUGCUGCUCAUGUGA
This is a messenger RNA of Amphiprion ocellaris (clown anemonefish), 1707 nucleotides long. Its product is annotated as V-set and immunoglobulin domain-containing protein 1-like. The transcript has 6 exons. The record is from RefSeq and is a predicted model, not a curated record. Bases 156 to 1061 code for a protein of 301 amino acids. NCBI's taxonomy places the organism in Eukaryota, Metazoa, Chordata, Actinopteri, Pomacentridae.